Molecule: messenger RNA, 852 nt
Organism: Emiliania huxleyi CCMP1516
Lineage: Eukaryota; Haptophyta; Isochrysidales; Noelaerhabdaceae
Exons: 3
Source: RefSeq, a predicted model, not a curated record
GCCAGCUGGCUGCCACACACCCUGAGUUGGCCUACAUAUGCACACUGCCGGACUUGCCAUGAAUAUGCUGGCCGACGACGACGACGACGACGACGACGACGACGAGAAUCCCACGCACGGCCCCUCCGCCGAAGGGCUGCGCGAACAGCUGACCAUGUUCAUGACCAUCGCAGCCCUCCUCGCUGGUUUCGCAGUGGGGCUUGCCACCACCGUUUCGUCCGAGGAGAUCCGCGCGUACGCUCGCUGGGAGCUCAGGACCUUUCUGGGACGCAACUCGACGCUCUGCGAAAAGUACGAGCCGCUCGGGCUCAUCGAGACGGACGGCGGCCCCACACACGGCCUCCGCACUUGCAACCCCGACACGGGCUGCUGGGAUGGCUACGCAUCAUGGGGAACCCGCGCGCCCGACUCGCCGCUGGUGCGGGACGGGCUCGACCAGUGCUCCGCGCGUGCCGAGGGUCUCUUCUUUGAGGACCUGGUGCUGGCCAAGGAGGUGAUAACCGACCAGGAACUGGGCAGAAACACAAUGAUCGUCAUCUGGGUGACGAUGUUCGUUGAGAUGCUCGGCACAGUUCUAUUCUUCAGCCUGCUCAGAACCUCCUCGGAAGGGGGCGAGGUGGCCAUCUGGCACUCGACGUUUGGCGCCUUCCUGUUCGUGCUCUACUUUCUCCCGGUCCUUAACUUCUACAACUUCCUGAUGCUCGCGUCGCGCGUGGUCAAGGUCAAGUUUGUGCACUGCGACGACGACUUCACGGGCGCCUGCUGGGUGGAGGAGACGCCCAUGUUCAACCGCCUCGCUCUCGCGGCUUGCUUGCUGGUCGUAGUUGUGCUCGCCCUGCAGACGCGUCUCUC